Molecule: messenger RNA, 1292 nt
Organism: Arabidopsis lyrata subsp. lyrata
Lineage: Eukaryota; Viridiplantae; Streptophyta; Magnoliopsida; Brassicales; Brassicaceae
Product: pectinesterase inhibitor 10
Exons: 1
Coding region: 246-1088 (280 amino acids)
Biological process (GO): negative regulation of catalytic activity
Molecular function (GO): enzyme inhibitor activity
Source: RefSeq, a predicted model, not a curated record
AGUUUUCCCACCAAAAAACCUCAGCUUCAAUCAAAUAAGUUAUUAGAUAUGAUUGAGUUAUUAAUAGACUCAACCAAUUUUCUUUUCACAAGUUUCUUUAUACAUAUAUUAUUAUAUUAUAUUAUAUCACAUGUUCUAUAUAUACACACUAUAUACAUACACGCACAUGCACAUUACUUUCACCUAGGCCAUUCCUCUUUCAAAAAAAUCGACGACCCAAAAAGGAAAGCACAAAACAAAAAGGGAUGAAAAUCUUAUCUCAAACCCAAAUCCUUUUUCUCUCUAUAGCUAUUCUUCUCUUCAUCACAUCGUCAUCAUCAUCAUUAUCACCAUCAUCAUCAUCACCUUCAUUAUCACCAUCACCAUCAUCGCCACCACCAUCAUCAUUAUCACCAUCAUCACCGCCACCACCAUCGUCAUCACCACUAUCAUCAUUAUCACCUUCAUCACCAGCACCAUCAUCAUUAUCACCAUCAUCACCACCACCACCAUCGUCAUCCCCACUAUCAUCAUUAUCACCUUCAUCACCACCACCAUCAUCAUUAUCACCAUCAUCAUCAACAUAUUCAAAUCAAACCAGCUUAGAUUACAUCAAAACAUCAUGUAACCUUACACUCUACAAAACCCUUUGCUACAACUCUCUAUAUCCUUACGCCUCAACAGUCCAUUCCAACCCUCACAAACUCGCCGUCACCGCCCUCAAUCUUACCCUCUCCUCCGCCAAAUCCGCCUCCAAAUUCGUCAAAAACAUAUCUCACCGAGGCGGUCUAACACUUUUGGAAGCGGUUGCGGUUGCUGAUUGCGUGGAAGAGAUUGGAGACUCCGUGAUAUCGCUUCAAGAUUCCAUAAGAGAGUUGGAUUCUAUCAACUAUAAAGAUAGUGCAAAGUUUGAGAUGGUUAUGUCGGAUGUUGAGACAUGGGUUAGUGCUGCUCUCACGGAUGAUGAAACAUGUAUGGAUGGCUUCAGUCGAGUCAAAACGGCCGUGAAAGAUUUGGUUCGGCGACAUGUUGUUGAGGUAGCUCGGCUGACUAGCAACGCGCUUGCUCUUAUUAAUAUGUUCGCCUCUACGGAGGAAAACUUUUCAUAAUUAAAUAUUUGUUCAUAUACACAAAAAAAUGUUUUAUACUUUUAUUAGCUAACUAAAAGCUUAUGAUUAUAUGUAUGUGUCACUUUGUACUUGUUAUAGGAAUUGUUGAUUUUUCUGUGUAUAUAAUAAUGUACUUGUAGUCUGUGAAGAUUUUGUACUUCCUCUGUUCCUAAAAGGUUGAUGUUUUAGCUUUUGUUGUUUGUU